UCCGCUCCGGUCGCGUCCUGUGAUUGGCUGCGCUUCUCCACGUGAUGCCAGGCUGGCGGCGGCGGUUGCCGGGGCGACGGCUGGAGAAGUGGCGACCGGGCUGGGUAGGCGCGUGUGCCCGCGGCUAAGCAGAAGAGAUUUUUGCUGUGAGAAUUAAUAGUAACAGUUCAGUAUGGGGGAUAUUCUGGCUCAUGAAUCGGAAUUACUUGGACUCGUGAAAGAGUAUUUGGAUUUUGCCGAAUUUGAAGAUACCUUGAAAACAUUUUCAAAAGAAUGCAAAAUGAAAGGAAAACCAUUAUCUAAGUCAGCAUGUGGCUCCUUAAGGGACUCCAAAUCAUUGAUAAUCCAGAGGGACCUCCUUGCUGCAUUUGACAGUGGAGACCAGAAGAUGUUCUUCGAUUUGUGGGAGGAGCACGUGCCCAGUUCCAUCCGAGAUGGUGACUCCCUCGCCCAGAAGUUGGAAUUCUAUCUUCACAUCCAUUUUGCCAUUUACCUUCUGAAACACUCCGCAGGGAGACCUGACAAAGAGGAACUGGAUGAAAGGAUUUCCUAUUUCAAAUCCUACCUGGAGACCAAAGGGGCAGCACUGAGCCAGACCACAGAGUUUCUCCCUUUCUAUGCACUUCCUUUUGUUCCCAACCCUAUGGUGCACCCCUCAUUUAAAGAACUCUUCCAGGAUUCUUGGAUUCCAGAAUUAAAGCUGAAGUUGGAAAAGUUUCUGGCUUUAAUCUUUAAAGCCAGUAGCACGCCAAAGCUUUUAACAUUAUAUAAGGAGAAUGGACACAGCAACAAAGAAAUGUUGCAGCAGCUCCACCAGCAGCUGGUAGAAGCUGAGCGAAGGUCAAUGACAUACCUGAAACGGUACAAUAAGAUCCAGGCGGACUACCACAAUCUCAUUGGAGUCACAGCCGAGCUGGUGGAUUCUCUGGAGGCCACAGUCAGUGGCAAGAUGAUCACCCCGGAGUACCUCCAGAGCGUCUGUGUCCGCCUCUUCAGUAACCAGAUGCGGCAGAGCCUGGCGCACAGCGUGGACUUCACGAGGCCUGGCACGGCUUCAACCAUGUUAAGAGCCUCCUUGGCACCCGUGAAAUUGAAGGAUGUCCCAUUACUGCCCUCCUUGGAUUAUGAGAAACUGAAGAAGGAUUUGAUUCUGGGGAGUGACCGCUUGAAAGCCUUCUUGUUGCAGGCUCUGCGCUGGCGCUUGACCACAUCCCACCCUGGAGAGCAGAGAGAGACCGUUCUGCAAGCCUACAUCAGCAAUGACCUCUUGGACUGUCAGAGCCGCAGCCAGAGGAGUGUGCUUCAGCUGCUGCACUCGAAGAGUGAGGUGGUGCGGCAGUACACGGCCAGGCUCAUCAAUGCGUUCGCGUCCCUGGCAGAAGGUCGCCUCUACCUUGCCCAGAGCACAAAGGUGCUGCGGAUGCUGGAGGAAAGGCUGAAGGAGGAGGACAAGGAUGCCAUCACCCGGGAGAACGUGCUGGGGGCCUUGCAGAAGUUCAGCCUCAGGCGUGCGCUGCAGACAGCGAUGAUUCAAGACGGCCUCAUCUUCUGGCUGAUUGACAUCCUGAAGGAGCCUGACUGCCUGUCUGACUACACGCUGGAGUACUCGGUUGCUCUGCUCAUGAACCUCUGCCUCCGGAGCGCAGGGAAGAACAUGUGUGCCAAGGUGGCGGGCCUCGUGCUGAAAGUUCUUUCGGAUCUGCUGGGCCAUGAAAACCACGAGAUUCAGCCGUAUGUGAAUGGAGCCCUGUACAGCAUCCUUUCUAUUCCAUCCAUCCGUGAGGAAGCAAGAGCAAUGGGAAUGGAAGACAUCCUUCGCUGCUUCAUCAAAGAAGGCAAUGCUGAAAUGAUCCGCCAGAUUGAGUUUAUCAUCAAGCAGCUCAAUUCAGAAGAGCUCGUGGAUGGUGUUCUUGAAUCUGAUGAUGAUGAAGACGAAGAUGAUGAAGAGGACCAUGACACAAUGGAAGCUGAUCUGGACAAAGAUGAAGUGAUCCAGCCCCAGCUUGGAGAACUCUCUGGUGAGAAGCUUCUGACCACGGAGUACUUGGGAAUCAUGACCAACACCGGGAAGGCGAGGCGGAGGGGGACGGCCGGUGGGCAGUGGGGCAGCAGUGAGCCCCUGCGCCGGCCCGUCACCCCCGGCGGCCACAGGACCGGGUACCCAGCGCUAGAAAACCAUCCCGUGUCUCCUCAGACAGCCCGACACGCCAGGAACGUCUCCCUUCCGUCCCUGCUGAACGCGCACCUUCCAGUCUGCAAAGGGGGCAAGCCUGGUGCUUCUGAGCCUGGCGUUUCCUAUUCGUCCGCCAUCGACGCCAAGCCGGGAGAGUGGUUGCCAGCAGGGCGGCCAGGAGAGCCCCGCCUGCCCCCAGCGGGGACCCCUAGGCGGCCUCGGGAGGUGCCCCAGGCCCCGGACAGUGGAGAGACUUCCAGUGUCCUUCCCGGAAGGCGCUGAUGCCAUCAUCCUUGCAGAGUUCAGUGACAGCGCCCAGCAUCCUCAGUCAACACAACCGCCUCCUGCAGCCCUCAAGGUGGUUUGGAGGACCUCACGGGGGGUGGGCUCUGCCAAGCCAAAGGGGGCUCCCUGGGGUCUGCCAAGGGCUACUUUGUCCAAUGCCAGAGGGAGGAGCCAGCCAGAGGGAGCCUCUGUCUGAGGGCGCUCUUUCCCCAACAACAACGCUGCCACCCUGGCCAAACAAAGGUCAUACCCUAGGGCAAAGAGUAGGCUGGCUUUUAAAGUGUAUUAGUCAGUGUUCUCCAGAGGAACUGAACCAACAGGAAGUGUGUAUAAUUAGAUUUAUUUUAAGGAAUUGGCUCACCUGGUUAUAGAGGCUUGGCAAGUCCAAAAUCCAGAAGUGAUUGGAUGAGGCCCACCCACAUUCUGAAGGAUAACCUGCUUUACUCAAAGUCCACCUAUUUAAUCUUAACCUCACCCAAAAUACACCUGCACAGAAAUAUCCAAAACAAUAUUUGAUCAAAUACCGAGGCGCCAUGGCCCAGCAGCAUUGACACACAAAAUUAACCUACACAUACGGGUUUUCAUACGCAUGGCCAAAUUGCUCUCCAAAAGGAUGGAGCCCUUUUCUGGUUGCCCUGGGUUGGGAGCUUGUAGAUUCCCUUUCUCUCCCUUCACUUGCCAACUCCCCUCAGCUGCCCCUCACCCUGCAACUUGACCUUGUGGCCCACUGGCUUUAAGGCCCCAUGAAAUGAAGCAGGCCGGCCAUCCCGGGCCUGUACAACUAGCUCCCCCACAUCUGGCCACCCUGUCCCAUGACCGCGUGAUGGGCCAUCCCCAGGUAACCCAAGGCUACCCCUCUGUCGUUACCGCUGCCAGGAACAGCGGCCAGUAUUCACCUGAGUAGCUUUUACUAAUUUCUCUCAAUUGUUCCUUCUUAAAAUGUAGUUGGGGCCACAUUUAAAAAUGGUCAAGAUCGUCAUUUUUACUUAUGUCUAUUUUACCAGAAUUUUUAAAUAGCUAACUGCUAUAACAAUGAUAAAAAUGUUGGAAAUAGAAUAGCAAAAUAGAAAAAAAAAUCAUUUGAACCAAAUAAUAUUAAAGGAAAACCACCUCUCUAGCCCACAUCAAGGACUGAUCUAUGCAUAUGUAAGAAAAGCAUCAGUGGUACGUGCCUGUUUUCACAUCAUUGCAGUCAUACUUACGCGCCCUUCUGUACUGCUCUGUUUUUGGCCUUGUUCCGUUUUCUCUCAUAUGUCUGAGGAGCCCCCAUCCUUACAGUUUAUACUGAUCAUGUACUCUCAUCUCAUCGAUACGCUGUAAUUUGUGAUGCCGUUGCCCUAACAUUUUGCUUCUCUUUCACUCACUCAUAAUGCACACGUGUGCUGAGACCUGUGCUGGGCGCUGGGGAUCAAAGAUCAACCACACCAAAUUCCUAUUUUUAGGAAGUUCACAGACAAGGAGGGCAAUUUGACCAGUGAACUGAUAAAAGGUCUAACAUGGACACUAUCUGGAGGGGUGAUACUGUGAGUGACAUAAAGAUAAGUUUGCUUUUUAAAGAAAAAAAUUAUCUUAAAGUUUAAAAAAAAGUCAUUGGACUUAAUCCCACCCCCUCAUCUUUUUCAAGCUGGUAUGAAAGGUUUCCUGUCUAGAAGAUGGACAGGUUUUAUGCCAAUCUUUCUCUAAAUUUGAAAUUGGAGACUUUUCAGAUAUCUAAAUUUUACUUUUCUAAUUGUUGAAGUAAUAGAUUCGCAGUGUGAAAAAGGGAGGCAUAUAGAAAUGAGUCAAAAAAUUACGCAGUCUCCUCCCAAGUCACACUCCUCAGAACCCGAACCCCCAGUUACUAAGCGCUUACCGCGACUGGGCCUGGGGCACUGCCUCACUGAAGCUUCAGAGCUGUUCUAUAGGAAAUAUUUUACACUUGGGGAAAAUGAGGCUUCCAAAAUGUCAGCAGACUUGCUCACUCUCAGUCACCAGCUAGAGAGCAACAGAACAGGACUAAGAGUCUGGGUCCUUCCAUGAGCCCGCCCUCGGGGGCCCCUGCAGCCUCCUCCCCUGCCACCAGAUCCUACAGUCCCUGGCUUCAUCCCCCAGCACAUGCGCGCACACACACACACACACACAUACACUCCCCACUGCCCACUGGGGAGCCCUGCAGACAGUCAGCAUCUCCCUGUCCUGAGGGUGCGGAGGGGGCACACCCUCACUCACCAGGUUCACAGUAUCCUCUGUGCACCCACUGUGUGCAGCCUGCAAAUGGAAACGCCCAGUUAUUGAAGGGAAGUGGGACCAGGAGCAUCUGCUCCCUGCCGGGAGCUGAGCUGGUGCUUACAUCAGCUCAUUCAAUGGUGACAACAAUCCUGGGUGACAGCCUGGGGCUCCAGUCUUCAGAGUUGUUGUCAGGAAAACCAGCAUGUAGCUAGCAGAGGUCCAGAAGUCAAGGUGGGCAUGAGAGUUGAGCUUGUCUAUAGCUCAGUGACAGCCAGAGAGCCAAGGGCUGGGCGGGGGACUCACAUCCCCAGCCGCACCUGCGGUGGCUGCAGGCACCAAAAGAGAGAAGGGAGCUGGCUCCCAGACGUGGCCUCCAGUCUCCAUUGGGCUGGGGUCCGGCAGGCAUCUGGAGAAUGGCUGGCUGUAAGAUCCCACUGAGUUCAGGUCUUGGCCUUACUAUCUGCUUGUAACAUGUGUGACCUUGGGAAAGUUUACUAAUUUGGAGCCUCAGUUUGGACAACUGUAAAAUGGGGUAGUAAUGCCUGCCACACAGGGUUGUGUGGCGGCUAAAUGUCACCUUCUUAGCGAGGCCUUCCCUGGCUGCCCCUUCUAAAUCAGUCUUCAAUUGCUACUGUGGUCAAUUACCACAAAUUUGGUGACCGAACAAAUGCACAUUCAUUAUCUUAUUAUCUUAGAAGUCCUACACAGGACUCACUGGGCCGGAAACAAGGUGCCCACAGGACAUGUUACUUUCCGGAGGUCUAAGGGCAAAUCUCUUCUCUGUCUUUUCUGGCUUCUAGAGGCGUCCUGCCCUCCUUGGCUUGUGGCCCCUUCUCCACCCUCAAAGCCAGCAGCGUUGCAUCUCUGGGCUUUUCUUCAUGGCCAUACCCAUUUCCCUGACUCUCUUCUUCUACCUCUCUCUCCCAGUUUUAAGGAAACUUGUAAUUACCUUGGGCUCACCCCCAUAAUCUAGGAUAAUCUCACAUCUGCAGCCUUAAUUCCCAUUUGUCAUGUACGGUUCCAGGGAGUAGGAUGUGGACACUAAUGGGGGCCAUUACUCUGCCAGCCACACCUCCUGGCCAUUCGAUCUAAUACUUUGUCUCCCAUGUUCCUUGCUUGAUCUCCUUCUUAGCAUUUCUUUCUUUCGUCAUCUCUGUCCUUCCCUAGAAUGUGAGCUCCAUGGGGCAGGGUUUAUGCCUCUGGGUGCCCUAUUCUACCUCCCCCUGCCCAGAGCAGUGCCUGCCUGGCAUCUAUUGGUGCUCCAAGGGGAAAUCCUUCCUUCCUCCUGU
This is a messenger RNA of Vicugna pacos (alpaca), 5955 nucleotides long. NCBI's taxonomy places the organism in Eukaryota, Metazoa, Chordata, Mammalia, Artiodactyla, Camelidae. The record is from RefSeq and is a predicted model, not a curated record.